ACUAUAUUAUCCACAUUUUUGGGUCUUUUCUCAAAUUUUCCUACUCAACGCAGUUUGAUAGAAUUAUACCAAAGCUGACCAAAAUCAAUCCAAGAAAUCAAAGCAAAAAUGGAGAUAGCAAUCUCAUCUGCAACUCUCCCUCUCUCUCUACCUUGUGCUACAACAAAUCGAAGAAGUGCUUCACCGUCUCUUUCCUUCUCUGCCUCGAAUUCUUGUUUUUUCAACAAUACUCUCUCCACCAAAAACUGGGUCAAUCGUAGUCUGGUUCUGGGUCGAACCAGAGCCAAAUCAAGGGGUCUCUCCUGCAACUGUUUGUUCGGUCUGGGGGUGCCGGAGCUGGUGGUGAUUGCCGGCGUCGCCGCCCUUGUUUUCGGCCCCAAGAAGUUGCCCGAAGUCGGCCGCAGCAUCGGCAAGACCGUCAAGAGCUUCCAAGAGGCAGCAAAGGAGUUCGAAUCAGAGCUGAAAAAAGAACCUGGUUCUACUUCAGAUUCCUCCAUCGAGAAAUCUACAGCAGUCAGUGAAGAGGAGAAACUAGAUAUCAAGGUUCCAAGCACUAAAGAAAACUCAUGAGUGUAGAAAUAUUGAAACAAUUUAUGUAUUUCCUUAUGCUAGUCUUGUUGCCUUAACCGGUUAGAGAGUCCAUUUUGUUCUAUGUAGAUUUGUUUCUGUUGGGAAUUGUAGCUUAAAUGAAUUGAAUCAUGUUUUGGUUGUUCAAUUUGAGUGAUCAGUUGGGAACAAUUAGGCCAGCUCAAUCUUGGCCAAAAAAUACUAUUAUUUAUUAUUCUUUUUUCCUAUUUAGUGGAAGGAUAUGAACCACAUUUUGGCACA
Molecule: messenger RNA, 828 nt
Organism: Cornus florida
Lineage: Eukaryota; Viridiplantae; Streptophyta; Magnoliopsida; Cornales; Cornaceae
Product: sec-independent protein translocase protein TATA, chloroplastic
Exons: 2
Coding region: 109-570 (153 amino acids)
Biological process (GO): protein transport by the Tat complex
Cellular component (GO): membrane
Source: RefSeq, a predicted model, not a curated record